GCACGCAAUGCCACUGCCGCGGCAGUGACAGCCAGCCCGGCUCCCCGUGUCCCUUUAAAAUCCCAAACCGAGCCUAAUGAUUUAUCAAACUCCGAUUAUCAAGAAAAUGUCACGCGAAGGGCACCUUGCUAUGCACUGACGCAAAGCCGGUCUUUCCCAAGGAAGUAUAGAAAGCUUUGCUGUGAACUGGGCAAAAUCCAGUCUGACAAUUGCCCGUACUGCUCCUUCCACCUCUGCCGGCUCCGUCUGGGGCUGUUUCAGACAUGGAUUACGCCAGUCAAAGGGAUAUGAGCAAGCAGCUCGCGAACAACCCUGAAGCGGUGGCUCCCGGACCCAACGAAGGUGCGGGAGUUGCGAGAGGCGAAAAUGAGCCGCAAAACGCCCCUGUGCCAGCGGCCGCCGCCGCCAGCCUUGCCCGGUCACUGUCCAACGACAGCAAAGCCUUUCUCUCCGAGGAAGCGAAACCCAGCGAGCUGGAGAGGACCAAAGUGGGGGUCUGCAAGCUGAGCAGCACCCCGGUGCAAGCCAGCUCCACCGGCCGGAGGGAAUCUGCGGAGAGCUUCCCCUGCACGCCGGGCAAUCCCGGGGCAGCGACAGCCGGGCCGGCUGCGAUCCCGCACUGCAAAAUCCCCGCUCUGCAGAGCACGGACGGGAACGCUGCCCUGGGCCUCGGCAAGGGCUCGCUGGAGCACAGCAACGCCUGGGUGACCCUGAGCCAGAGCACCGUGGUGCUGGGCGCCGACGGCAACACCUCUGUCCUCCCCGGCACAGUGGAGGGGGAAGACGAUGUGGGGGAUGAAAAUAAAGCCCGAGGGAACUGGUCCAGCAAGCUGGAUUUCAUCCUCUCCAUGGUGGGUUACGCGGUGGGGCUGGGCAAUGUCUGGAGGUUCCCGUACCUGGCCUUUAAGAAUGGGGGAGGUGCGUUUCUCAUCCCCUAUUUGAUGAUGUUGGCUCUAGCUGGGAUCCCCAUUUUCUUCCUGGAGGUGUCCCUGGGGCAGUUUGCUAGCCAGGGCCCCGUGUCGGUGUGGAAAGCCAUCCCCGCGCUGCAAGGCUGCGGCAUCGCCAUGCUGAUCAUCUCGGUGCUGAUAGCCAUUUACUACAACAUCAUCCUCUGCUACACCCUCUUCUACCUGUUCGCCUCCUUCGUGCCCGUGCUGCCCUGGGCCUCCUGCAGCAACCCCUGGAACACGCCCGACUGCAAGGACAAAAACAAACUUCUGCUGGACUCCUGCAUCAUUGGCGACCACCCAAAAAUACAAAUCAAGAACUCUACUUUCUGUAUGAGUGCCUAUCCAAAUCUAACCAUGGUUAACUUCACCAGGGAAGGAAACAAGACGUUUGUCAGUGGGAGUGAAGAAUACUUCAAGUACUUUGUAUUGAAGAUUUCAGCAGGGAUUGAAUAUCCUGGUGAGAUUAGAUGGCCCUUGGCAUUAUCUCUUUUCCUAGCCUGGGUGAUUGUUUAUGCCUCCCUUGCUAAAGGAAUCAAAUCAUCAGGAAAAGUUGUGUACUUCACAGCCACGUUCCCCUACGUGGUCCUCAUCAUCCUGCUCAUAAGGGGAGUGACUCUGCCUGGAGCUGGCGAUGGCAUCUGGUACUUCAUCACACCCAAGUGGGAGAAGCUCAUCGAUGCUAUGGUUUGGAAGGAUGCUGCCACUCAGAUUUUCUUCUCCUUAUCUGCAGCAUGGGGAGGUCUAAUUACCCUCUCUUCAUACAACAAAUUCCACAAUAACUGCUACAGGGACACUCUGAUAGUGACGUGUACCAACAGUGCCACAAGCAUAUUUGCAGGCUUUGUCAUCUUCUCAGUCAUUGGCUUCAUGGCAAACGAGCUCAAAGUGAAUAUUGAAGCUGUGGCAGACCAAGUUUGCCACCAUCGAGACCAUCGUGACCUCGGUGUCAGACGAGUUCCCCAAGUACCUGCGGACACACAAGGCUCUGUUCACCCUGGGCUGCUGCGUGUCCUUCUUCAUCAUGGGCUUUCCUAUGAUCACUCAGGGUGGAAUGUACAUGCUGCAGCUUGUGGACACCUAUGCAGCCUCCUAUUCUCUUGUCAUCAUUGCCAUCUUUGAGCUUGUUGGAGUUUCCUACAUCUACGGACUGCAAAGAUUUUGUGAAGAUAUAGAAAUGAUGAUUGGAUUCCAGCCAAGUAAAUUCUGGAGAGUCUGUUGGGCAUUUGUGACCCCAACUAUUUUAACAUUUAUUCUGUGCUUCAGCUUUUACCAGUGGGAACCCAUGACUUAUGGAGCCUACCACUACCCAGGCUGGUCCAUGGUGCUCGGCUGGCUGAUGCUGGCCUGCUCAGUCAUCUGGAUCCCCGUGAUGUUUGUGAUAAAAAUGCAUCUAGCCCCAGGAAAAUUUAUUGAGAGGCUCAAGCUGGUGUGCUCCCCACAGCCUGACUGGGGCCCCUUCCUGGCCAAGCACCGCGGCGAACGGUACAGGAACAUGAUUGAUCCGCUGGGAACCUCCUCCCUGGGGCUCAAACUGCCAGCCAAGGACAUGGAGCUGGGGACACAGUGCUAAUGAUUAUUACUAAAGGGUGGCAAUCACACUGUCAGCCUUCUCUGAUUUUAUUUUCCCCAUUUUUGUUUUCACCCACCGCUUCUUCUUUCCUGCAGUGCCUGAAAGUGGUUGCUUAGGAAAGCAGAGCUCUGUUGUUGCACGCCAUAGGGGAGGCCUAACCAGACCACUUCCAGGUGUGGGUGAUGCCUGUGACACGUUCUGUUCCUGGGGACGCAGCAAAAGCCCUGUGUGUGACAGGUGGCACAGCCAGGUGCUGUCAGGUGAUGCAGGAACGAACAGAACCAAACCAAAAAGUCUUUAGAGAAAUGAGGUGUGCAGUCUGACCCCCUUCCCACAAGCACCCUUUGUAGCAGGUGGCUGGGGUGGGAUUUUGCUACCAGUGCAUUCCAAGGAGGGUUCAUCCCUCAGAUAUGAUGGAAGUGAGCAAAGAAUGGGAUCUCCUGUAGUCCUGAUGUAAAUCCAGCACAAGGCUCCUGUAGCAACGGGGCUGCUUCCCUACACUGACAGCCAGCCUUGACCCAUCAUGUCUGCACACCUCCUUUGUGAUUUGUACUAACUUGGAGGGGUUGUUAUGCUAUUUAAACAAGUGGAGAACCUUGAAACAGCACACCAGGAAGCAAUGCAUGGGGUGAGAACAAAACGUGAUAAUCCAUUUGUAGAAAAAUAAGAACAAAGUGUUUAAAAAUGAUCAGUUGAGAGACUAAACUGCAUUUGAGUCUAGAAGUGGUUUGGAAAUGGUGUCAGAAUGAGCUGUAUGGGCAUCGCUGUUUGAAGUCGUCUCAUAUGUUUCUUUUGAUAAUUUGACAUCUGUCAUUUCAACUAGGAAUGCCUCAGUUACACAAAGUAUCUGACAACUUGCUCCACGCCAAGUGAACUGUGAUUUUACUCACCUCACUCCAAUACUCCGAAUAUAUUUUUCUUUUUCUCUGCUUUUGUUUACAGUAUCUCCUCAAAAAGCCAUCAUAUAAUUUGUGCCUAACUUUGUAUCCUUACAAAGUGGUAAGUGUAGUCUAGUUACCACCUGAAAACAGUUAUUGGAUGUGCUGUUCAACUUCGUGACUCCCCGUUCAUUUGCCUCUAAGCACCUUUAUAUAACCUGUAACCCUUAGAUGGUGUAUUCUUCUCUUUCAGCCAAUAGGGAAAUAGCAGGACCCCCUUGUCUACAUAUUAUAUAUAUAGCACGUCAAUUCUUCAAAGCAGUAUUCUCUCUGAAACAUGCAUAGAGUAUUUUUUUCAUUAAAACAUUUUCAUUAAAUAAAACCACUCAAAUCCUCAGUAAUUAACCACUGCAGUUAUCCACACAGGUGCAACAUUAGGUGUAGAAAAUGCAAGGGUUGAGGGGGAAAGGGCAAUUUAGUAGAGGGCCAUCAUAGCGUUGCAUAGCAUCCUAAAUCACUACAUUUUAGAAAUCAGAUAUAUGCAAUCAUAUGAAUAUUAGACUUAAAUAGUUUUGUUACCUAUUGGACAGAGUAAAAAAUAGAGCUUUUAAAGAGUACAUUUAUUUACCUAAAUAGAAAAUUAGCCCAACUUAUUGUAAAUGCGCUAGAAUGAGGGAGAAAAAUAUAUCUUCAAUAAUUGGCAAAAAUUAACCUUUAUUAUCUUGUUAUAUUCUAUACAUACAUAUAUGAUAUUUUUUAACGGUGAUCAGUGUUCAUGUAGUGUGUGCUAGUGAUGUUUUAUGUCCUUAUUAAUAUCUUACCAAUCAGUGUAGAAAUAAUGAGCUUAGUAGUUUAGCCAGUUUUUUCCUCCCCACAGACACUGCUGUAGUAGCCUGUAAAUGUUCUUUCCUUUCAGGGGACUGUUUCUAUUCCGUUUUUCUGUCUGUCUGUCUGUCUUCAUACUACAGGGUCUCAGGUAAAUCCUCAGUUCAUGUGUGUCCGUAGAUCAGUAGGUGUGCUGUUUUCAUCCUGUUGAAGAAAACAAAAAGCUAAACCUUAAAGUAACACUUCCACAAAUUGUUAACUCCUUUCCUCUGUGUGUGUGUAUAUAUAUAUGUAUAUGAAAUAUAUUAAUAAUCAUUUUGCUGAACUUCCUCUUUCACGGGGCAAUUAGUGUUGCCAGUCCUAGGCACUGCUGGGAAUCUUUAAUCCUCACUCAGAACAAUGAAGCACUAUCAGGGCUUGUCAAGCAGGGCAGGGAGGGCAGGUUCCACAAUAUCUUACACUGACCCCUGAAUCUCUGCUCCAUGGGCUCUUGCUGGUCCCUGUCCCACACAGCAGCAGGACAGGACCCUCCUGUGGCCUUCUCUGCCUUAAAGCUGCUCCCCUUGCUUCAGCUUUGCCUGCUAUUUUAACAAAAGACUCGCUAUUCUUACCUCCAGCUUUUAUUUUCCUGGCAGAGGCAGGUUUGAGAAGCUGUGCUCUGUCUGAAGGUCCACAAAGAUGAGCUGGAAAUUUGGUGCCCACUGGGUGGGGCUGAGGGACCUUCCCUGGGUGCAAAA
Messenger RNA from Zonotrichia albicollis (white-throated sparrow), 4960 nucleotides. NCBI's taxonomy places the organism in Eukaryota, Metazoa, Chordata, Aves, Passeriformes, Passerellidae. The record is from RefSeq and is a predicted model, not a curated record.